CCACGGCAUUAUGUUUGGUGCACACUGCUACUGUUUGUUUUAAAUGUCAUAGUCUGUAUGUUUACAUGACUGCAAAAUGUAUAGAUAAUGCAUUGCAUGUCAUGAAUGUGUCAGUUUAAAGUGAAUGCUUUGCUACAGCUUCACCCUUACACACCUAAUGAUGGACAGAUUAAGAAGUAGAAUGGAAGUCAGUUUCUAUUGGCUGUGCUGAGAUUAACUUUCAUUGUCAUGCUAUUAGAGAGCUUUAAAUCAUUUAUUAACUGAACUGCACUGACCUUUUUGUUUAUUAUUUGCAUUGAGUGAACUUUGGUCAGUCCUUGAACACUUAUACCUAUAACUACCACAACUCUUAUGAAAAUUAACCAUGUUUUGUGGUAAAGUGUAGUAACCAUGUUUUAUGGUGUAUUGGUUACUAUUAGCAAAAGCAUGGUUUUACUAAAGUAAUCAUGUUUUUUUUAUUUUUAUAACUAGUGAAACCAUGGUUAAUUUUCAUAUGGGAACUUCACUUUCCAACUCUGAAACACCGGAAUACAGACUGAUUUUUGUAAGUGACCUUUAUUCUCAAUGUUUGAACGUGUAGCUAUGCAUGUAUAGCAUAAUCUGAGCUACAGAAGUACCAUGAAUAGGCAUGUCAAAGUGUUUUUCAAACAGUCUCCUCCCACUUCCUCUGGGGGUUUAUAAAGCAAACCAGCAGUCUGAGGAUUGUUUUUGUCCCACAGAAAAUCUGGAACAAUGUGGACGGCUGUGAGCAAUUUAGAUGCAUGUACCGUAAGCCUUGCUUUGCUUCUAGGCUUGAUCUCUUUAGUUUUGUAUGAAAUAUUUCGGAUUAAUUUCUCCAGAACCCAAAAUCCACCCGGGCCAACACCUCUGCCUUUUGUGGGAAACCUACCAAGUGUUUGGAAGAAUCCAAUGGAGUUCAUUAAAAUGAUGCCCAAGUAUGGAGAGAUGAGCACUGUGUUUAUAGGAAGGAAGCCAGCAAUAAUGUUGAAUACAAUCCAGAUCACCAAGGAAGCCCUGGUCCAGAAUGCUUCAUCUUUUUCUGGAAGACCACAUGUGCCGGUUCUAGAUUGGGUAACUGAUGGAUAUGGUAUAGUGAUGGCACAGUUUGGUCACUCCUGGAGACAACAGAGAAGAUUUGCUCUCCACACACUCAGGAAUUUCGGCUUGGGGAAGAAAACUAUGGAGGAGCGUGUGUUAGAAGAAGGACAAUGCCUGAUUGCUGAAAUGUGCAAAGCAAAAGGAACUGCAUUUGACCCCCAACAUAUGAUACAGAAUGCAGUUUCCAACAUGAUCUGUUCCAUCGUGUUUGGAGAUCGCUUUGAAUACGAUAACAAAAGCUUUGGAUAUCUUCUGAAAAUCCUCAACGAAAACAUCAUGAUGUCGGGGUCAUUCAUUGGACAGUUGUUUAACUUGGUUCCCUUCAUCAAGCACUUCCCCGGGCCGCACCAAAUAAUGCGCCAGAAUGCUGAUAAGUUAAAAGGUUUUAUUAGAGAAGCUGUUGAAGAACACAGAAAAACUCUUGACACGGACAACCCACGAGACUAUAUCGAUGCCUACCUGCUAGAGAUGGAGAAACAAAAAUCAACGGAGGACUCAACGUUUCAUGAGAUGAAUAUGGUUAUGACUGUGUGUGAUCUGUUUUUGGCUGGAACCGACACAACGGCGACCACUAUCAGAUGGGGUCUUAUCUUUCUGAGUCAAAACCCUGAUGUGCAAGAGCGAUGUCAUAAGGAGAUUGUUCAGGUGUUGGGUUAUGAUCGUCUCCCCAGCAUGGAUGACCGUGACAAACUUCCAUACACGUACGCCACUGUUCAUGAGAUUCAACGCUGCGCUAACAUCGCACCGUUGGGUGCAGUUCACGAAACCACUGAGCCCUCAAAACUACGAGGAUACGACAUUCCCAAGGAAACUCAGAUAAUAGUAAACUUAACAGCGAUUUUAAGCGAUAAAGAUCACUGGAAAUAUCCAGACACUUUUAAUCCAGAGAAUUUCUUAGAUGAUAAUAAAUGUUUCUGCAAACCGGAGUCUUUUCUGCCUUUCUCCUUGGGUCCAAGGGUUUGUCCUGGUGAGACCUUAGCAAAGACCGAGCUCUUCCUCUUUAUCACUUGCCUUCUACAAAAGCUUUGUUUCGCAUGGCCACCAGGUGCGGAGAGCCCAGAAAUGGAUGGGAUUUUUAGUAUGGUUCGCUCACCGCAACCGUUCAACAUCAUCUGCUGUAGCAGAGGUGCCAAUGAGUGAGCAACUACACUAUAAUGAAUAAAAAACAUCUUAAGAAAGGCUCCUAAAGUUCUCCUAGAUGUUUUGAGAUUUGAGUAAUGUUGUUAUAUGUUGUUGAAGAAGUUGACAUCUUAAGAUUACAUAAUGCAUUUAGCAGAUGCUUUUAUCCAAAGCGAUUUGCAGUUCAUUACAAUGUAUAUAUUUUAUUAAUGUGCCAUUAAGCUAUACAAGAAUUUAGAGAUGGAUAAAAAGUGUUAGCAGAUAUUUCACCUAUUUGUUGAACUGCACAUUUUAUUCAGUUGUCAUUGCCAUCCUGUAAUAUCACUGUGAAGUAUUUUUCUCUCAUGAUGUAAUCUCAGGUUGGAAUACCUCAAACAAGCCUGUACGGGGCAACAUUAGUACUGUGAUUGUUUUGUUACACAUUAUUAAUGGGUGGAUGGAUUGUAAGCACGUGUAAAACUGACUGAUGCUGAUGUCAUACUAUUAUGCACAUUAUU
Molecule: messenger RNA, 2714 nt
Organism: Misgurnus anguillicaudatus (oriental weatherfish)
Lineage: Eukaryota; Metazoa; Chordata; Actinopteri; Cypriniformes; Cobitidae
Product: cytochrome P450 2B4-like
Biological process (GO): xenobiotic metabolic process
Cellular component (GO): intracellular membrane-bounded organelle; cytoplasm
Molecular function (GO): iron ion binding; oxidoreductase activity, acting on paired donors, with incorporation or reduction of molecular oxygen, reduced flavin or flavoprotein as one donor, and incorporation of one atom of oxygen; heme binding
Source: RefSeq, a predicted model, not a curated record